GGACUUUAUCCUUAUAUAAGUUAUUGGUGCUACGCGUUCCGUGAAGAGUGGUCGCAAAAGGUGUGGCAUAGCCGUGUAUAAACCAAUAAUGGUGUCUAUAGCAUUCAUGCUUCUCACGGUGUCAACACUAGCUGUCCACGGGAAAUAUGUGUCCAAAGUUGAUCCGGACACACGAAACGGAUGCAAUGGGAAGACUCUCUGUGAUAUAAAGCCGGCGGACUAUCCGGAGCAGGAGAUCGAUAGGCUUCUCAUUAAAGAAUUGCCAAAGCUCCAUCGAAGAAAAAGAGAGUUGGCGAUAGAAAUGCCAAAAAUUGAACCCGGGAGCACUGGCGGCAAUUGUGAAACAGUUACGGAGAUAAAGACACCAUAUGAGCUCCGAAAUGAAGGCCAGGUUCCGCAAAUCGUCGUGCAAUCAAAGUUUUUCGAGCAACGGAUACCGUACGUGACGUGUCGUACCCCAAACCAACCUUGCUUCAAAGACUUAUUGCUACAAGACACGACCACAAUGUGCAGGCAAAAGUUCAUCCACACCAAGUUAUUCGUAUACGAUGCACAAAAUAAUAAAGUUAAAGCCAUUGACGGCCAAAUUCCUAUAGACUGUGUGUGUGAAACGGCUUAAUUAUUCAUACAUUUCAUGUAUUAGAACAAUUCAAACCUUCCUCACACUAGGCGCACAGUAUAAGGAAGAUCUCUCUUUAGACCCGGUAGCAGGCGUGGCUCACUCCGCGAUUUUGUCGCGUCGGUACAAGUACAUGCGGUUCACACCAAUUUUGAUGUCUAGCAGUAGUAGUUGCCACGCGCCGCUACGGAACGUAUGCCUGCUCGCGCUUGCGC
Cydia splendana is the source of this 834-nucleotide messenger RNA. RefSeq lists its product as uncharacterized. Gene Ontology annotation, biological process: central nervous system formation; innate immune response. Gene Ontology annotation, molecular function: Toll binding; growth factor activity. The record is from RefSeq and is a predicted model, not a curated record. NCBI's taxonomy places the organism in Eukaryota, Metazoa, Arthropoda, Insecta, Lepidoptera, Tortricidae. Gene Ontology annotation, cellular component: extracellular region. The transcript has 6 exons. Bases 89 to 619 code for a protein of 176 amino acids.